CAACACACACCGCAAGCGAUAACGGUUGCAUAGACUGCGCGCGCGCUCACCGCCGUCACUUUAAAUUCAACCGGCGAUCUUUAUUCAAUGAACUUACUCGUAUAUAAUGACUUUUAAUGUGUUCUCUAAACAAUGUUCAUGCACCAAUCUGAAGAGGCUCCCGGCCAACUGGACGAGGAGUUCAGUAGACCAGUGGAGUCUAUCAUGAGAUGCGAAGACUUCAAGAGCAACUUCGCGAGGAGGCUGUCCAACCGAUACUCUUCGAGGUCGACGGUGGUCAGCAAGAGACAGAACUCGGUGAAACUCCGUCCUCCGGGGCAAGAGGCAGUGGACGAUGCUCCAGAAAGAAUUGAGCAGUGUUCUCAACUUUCCAAAAUUAGAACUUCGGAGCAAAACGGCGAAGUAGUGAAGCCUCCUGACAAGUCGAUGAAGAAUUACAAUAUACGAGACACAGAAGUGACAGCUUUGAACAUGGCAAUUGAUACAUUGCGGUGGCAAUUAACACAGACUGAAGCGAACAGACAAAUGCACAUAGCGUUACUUAAGCAGGUAGUGACGUUCCUUAGCAGAGUCAAGGAACAUAUCGAGUGCCAGAGUCCUGAGAUAGGGCCUGCUGUGGAAGCUGUGCCCCAUAGGGAAGCAUCCCCGAGCUCCCUCAGCGUCGACUUGCCACGAUCGCGCUCCGUUUUGCACGUCAACAAACAUGAAUAUUCUUUGAACACCGGGAAAAGGUUGAGCGCAAGAAAAAUAAGUAAAUCUAUAAACAACGUGAAUGGGGUCAAAGAUAGCAACGGUGUCUGGAAUCAAUCUAAAUUAUCUUUGUCAUCGGACACGGACAGCUCCCAAAAGAUUACCGAAGAAAUAUCUAGACUGAUCACUCUUGCCAAUACUGUACUCAGUACCAAAAUACCUGAUCUCUCGUGUAAUUGCAGCGAUAGUAAUGAUGUUUCAAAAAAUGAUAGUAUUCCCAACGAUGAUACUAUUGAACAUAACGAAUCAAAUUCAACUUUAAGUCUUAUAGAUGAGGACACAACCAACGCUUUUAUACUCAACACGAUUUACGACAGCGAAGAUGCUUUUAAUGGUCUUGCAAAUAAAUAUGCAGAUGUUAAAGAUGAACUAACGGACUUUAUAGUGUCCUCUUCUCCAUUGUCUUGCAGUCUCGAGAAUGACUUUGCUGGUAUUAAUAUUAAUCAAAAAGACGAAAUUAAAACCACUGAAUCUAAAACAAGACCUAUGAAUAAAAGGAACGAGUACAGUCACGUUGCAAAUUUUAUUGAAGAUGAAAGUGGAUUUUCGUCAAUGAGUUCGUUCCAGGAGAUAGGUAUACCUAUAAUAAGUAUUAUACCACCGUCACCUUGUAAAGAAGUAGGCUACAUCGAGGAGCUCACCAACAUUUUGGAUGGAACUGAAAAGUGGAAGAGCGAAGCUGUAGACCUUGAUAAACAAUCUGUCAAAGUAUUUUGGGUUUAAUAUAUUUGCCAAUGUACAAAAUCGUGCCUGAUUACGUAAUAAUGACAGUUAAAUUAUUAUUUGUAACGAGUGCGCAAAUGACUUAACAUAGAUUUCACAUAACGAUUGUGUAUUUCUCUUGAAUUCUAGAAAUGUAUAAUAUCGCCGUG
Spodoptera littoralis (African cotton leafworm) is the source of this 1622-nucleotide messenger RNA. The record is from the annotation of a GenBank genome assembly. NCBI's taxonomy places the organism in Eukaryota, Metazoa, Arthropoda, Insecta, Lepidoptera, Noctuidae.